GCCAGCAGCGCCACGCCGUGCUCAUCCCGGAAGCCCGGCGGUGGUGGGGGCAAGGAGCCCCACAGGGACCCCCAGGCCCUGCGGUCCUGCCACUGGAUGUUAGCCAGAGCCCAGCCAUCCGCGUAUACUUUGUUGGCCUGGAACUCUGAGUGAUUGAGAUCUGGCAGUGCCGCUGUCAUGUCGGCCAGGCAGCCAGCAUACUGGUCAUCAAAGGACGCUGGGGCCAUGUCCAGGGGUGUUUCUUGAGAAAAGAUGUCUAGUUGUGAGAUGGAGUAACUUUGAACCUGAGGGAUUUAGUGAAGCCAGCAGCUCAGUGACCUGCCAGGCUGCUGGGGAAGGAUGACCAUACCUGAACUCCGUCCCUGAGACCCACAGACACCAGUAGGAGAGACAUCAUAGCAGGGAUCUUCAUGUUGGAGAUCUUACGGGAAGAACCUAUCGUCCACGAAGGAGAGUUUCGCCCCUCAACCACCCAAGGACUCUGCCAGUCCAGCUCCCACGCCCCUGUCUGUUGUUGGGGAAGAUAGGUGUCGGGUUACCAGUCCAGGGGCUAUAGUUAGCCCCGGGGACUUUGUUCAGCUGUCCGGGAUCUGCGCAGCGCCUGCCCGCACUUCAGCUCCUGUCUGCCGCAAAGGACUAUAGCCCCAGGCCGUUCUCUGCCUUCACCACCUCCAGACUCACCCUCGGCCCCGCCCCGCAUCCCUCCUGAGUCCUUGACUAAGGACCCUCUCAGGCUGAAGAAGGAAGGUCCUGGAGUCCAUCCAAGCCAGCACCCCCCUCCACUGGCUUCAUCAUAAUCAGGAUCCUGCCAUCUUGAGAGUCCUCCGAGGAUGAUUCUGGAGGAUCUUCUGAUGGUCCUCAGCUGCCUCGCCUUGCACAUCCUCUGGAAGGUACAAGCUGUCCCUAUCCUGCCCCUGAGCCUGGUUCCGGAUACCUUCGAUGAUGCCUAUGUGGGCUGCUCUGAGGAGAUGGAGGAGAAAGCAGGCCUGCUGCUAAAGGAAGAGAUGGCACGCCAUGCCCUGCUACGGGAAUCCUGGGAAGCAGCGCAAGAGGCCUGGGCACACGGGCGUCACAAGCUUACUCUACCUCCUGGCUUCAAAGCCCAGCACGGAGUAGCUGUUAUGGUGUACACCAACUCAUCCAACACCUUGUACUGGGAGCUGAACCAGGCUGUGCGGACAGGAGGUCGCUCCCGGGAGCUCUACAUGAGGCACUUCCCCUUCAAGGCCCUGCAUUUCUACUUGACCCGGGCCCUGCAGCUGCUGCGGGGCACUGGAGGAUGCAGUAGGGAAGCUGGGGAGGUGGUGUUCCGAGGUGUGAGCAGCCUUCACUUUGAACCCAAGAGGCUGGGGGACUCUGUCCGGUUAGGACAGUUUGCCUCCAGCUCUGUGGAUGAAAGAGUGGCUCGCAGGUUUGGCAACGCCACCUUCUUCAAUCUAAGGACUUGUUUUGGGGCUCCUAUCCAGGCUCUGUCUGUCUUCCCUGAGGAGCGUGAGGUGCUGAUACCCCCACAUGAAGUCUUCUUGGUCACUGGGUUCUCCCAGGAUGGAGCCCAGAGCAUAGUGACGCUCUGGAGUUAUAAUCAGACCUGCAGCCACUUUAACUGCGCCUAUUUGGGUGGGGAGAAGAGACGUGGCUGUGUGUCCUCAAGAGCAGGGCAGCCAGAGUCGUUCUCCACAGAGGCUUUGGCUCUGCAAUCAGGGAAGACGCUGCUCUUGGCCCCUGGGGAGUUGCAGCUCUCCAGAGCUGGACCCUGAAACCUCUUAGGAAGCUUGGGAACUGAUGACCUUACGAUGAAGAAGGGGCUUUGAACGGCCUCAGGAAGCAGGAAUGUGGUUCUGGUUCCAGUCCUAGGGGCCACCUCUCCAACCAGAGCUGGAGACCUGAGGCCAUGGCAGGGUUGAGGGAACCCCACUGUGUGGCGGGGACUUCCUAGGACAUGCAAGGUAAAGACUGGAUGGCUACUCAAUUAAACAGAGUUGCGGUGUA
Rattus norvegicus (Norway rat) is the source of this 1989-nucleotide messenger RNA. It is a transcript of the gene Art5, whose product is annotated as ADP-ribosyltransferase 5. The record is from RefSeq and is marked validated. Gene Ontology annotation, cellular component: membrane; extracellular region. Gene Ontology annotation, molecular function: pentosyltransferase activity; NAD+-protein-arginine ADP-ribosyltransferase activity. NCBI's taxonomy places the organism in Eukaryota, Metazoa, Chordata, Mammalia, Rodentia, Muridae.